This is a messenger RNA of Cucumis sativus (cucumber), 1006 nucleotides long. Its product is annotated as protein DMP6. Gene Ontology annotation, biological process: endomembrane system organization. The record is from RefSeq and is a predicted model, not a curated record. The transcript has a single exon. Bases 176 to 814 code for a protein of 212 amino acids. Lineage: Eukaryota; Viridiplantae; Streptophyta; Magnoliopsida; Cucurbitales; Cucurbitaceae.
CUUUCUACAAUCCAAAUUUUCUAUUAUCUUUAUUGCUUUGAAGCCAUCAUUAACCUCCCUUUUCCCACACUCAUCUUCUACUUCUUCCUGCAUAUUAAUACUCUUCAAACUCUUCAAUUUUCCAUCAACUACUGAACCCUUUAACUGAUUGCAUUCCAAUUUCAACCUCUCAACCAUGGAGAUCAAAACCGCCGACGAAGAAACCCAAUCUCAUAUUGACCAGAAACGACCCCUUUUGCGAGAAACCAUGAUCAUCCCAUCAAGAGAUGAAAAAACACUCAUCCAAAAAGCUAUUUCUCAAACCUUUCGAAGCACUGCUAAUUUGGCUAAUCUUCUACCCACUGGAACCGUCCUCGCAUUUCAACUUCUUUCCCCCAUUUUCACCAAUCAAGGCAACUGCGACUCAAUUUCUCGCUACCUCACCGCCGGCCUUGUUGCUCUCUGUGGAUUGUCUUGUUUCUUUCAGAGUUUCACUGAUAGUUUCAGAGACAGUCAGGGGAAUGUUUCCUAUGGAUUCGCCACUUUCAGAGGCUUGUGGGUCAUCGACGGCUCCGUGGAACUUCCGCCGACCGUCGCGGCUAGUUAUCGGCUGAGGUUUAUUGAUUUCUUGCAUGCUUUCAUGUCGAUUCUGGUUUUCUCGGCUGUUGCUCUGUUUGAUGAGGAUGUGGUGAACUGUUUUUACCCGACGCCAUCGGAUCAGGCGGAGGAGAUUUUGACGUCUUUGCCGGUUGCAAUUGGGGUGUUUUGUAGUAUGUUGUUUGUUGCUUUUCCUACCAGACGCCAUGGAAUUGGUUUCCCUGUCUCUGCUAAUUAGCGGCGAAGUUGCUAUGUGAUUCGCCGAAAUUUCUCUCCAGAAGUCGGAGAUACUUUGUGUGAUUCUGAUGAUUCUUUUUAUGAUUAUUAAUCAUUUUGAUAUUGCUCGAAUUCAUCAAUUUGGAGAAAUGAUUUCCUUUGAAAUUUGACAUUAACAAAAUAUGCAUAUAUAUAAAAACCAAGGAUUAAAUUA